AAUCGACGAACUGAAACAGUGAAGACUUUUUAAUAUUCAAUUCAUUAAAAUUGAAUCGAUCAUUUGAUAAUUCGAUCGAGCUAGCGAUCUAGUUGAAGGAAUUUUAAUCUCGAUGAUCGUACGAUCAGGUGCCAUCAACCUGUCCUCAAUGUCAUCAACGAGCCUUGCCCCCCAUACACGUCCAUAAAUGAUUUGAAAAAUUCAUGACAGCCACUGGAGAUGGACAUUAUUCUCAAACAACCAACAAUACUGUGGUCCAUGGCCCAGUUUACAUACCCUUUUUGCCAACUGCUUCACUAUUAAUUCACUAUAAAAGCCCCGGUGCAUCAGGAUUGCGUUACUCAGUUCAUUUCACUCACCGAUAAACGUCACAACCGAUUUUUCGAAAAUCCUGUCGACUAAAAUGUGAAUCGAUUUCAUGUGCAUUGUGAUAUCAUUUUCACUGACUGUCCUAAUCAUCAUAGUGAUCAUCCUCGUCAUUAUUUACCAGCCACUCUUCAUCUGGGAGUACCGAGAACACAGAGAUCGGUAUUGAUCUGAUUAUGAUCUCAGGUAUUGACGAAAUCGGCGCAGCAUAAAACCCCAAAAUGGAAUCGAUUAUUAUCAAGAUCUUGGUGCUGUGUAUCUUGACAGCAUCGAACGUGUCAGGUGGUGACGAUCUCCUGGACGCGUCCCAAAUCCUCUGGACAAAAUUGCUGAACGGAAGUCUCGUAGAAAUCGGCCCUCUCGAUCCUCUCCUGGUACCACUGGUGAAGGUCGAUCAAUCUCAAGGCCACAUUCGCUACCGAAUGAUCCUGAGUGAUGUGGAGGUCAGUGGUUUGAAUGAGUCCACCAUCGAGAGUGUGGAGAUCGGUAGAGGAAGGAUGAAGAGUAAUUUGAGUGAGUACGAGGCCGGCUACGUCAGCUACUCCGACGCCGGGAAAUUGGACGCCAUCAGAUACCGAUUUCACACAGUAACGAAGGAGCCAAAGACCCGAGACUCUGAGGAAUUGAAAGUCAAGUCAAUGGAGGGAAGCGAAGCUGAUCGACGAAAUGACUUUGAUAAAUUCAAGGGAAGUGAUUUUAGGAGAGUUAAUGGAGAUGAUAAUGAGAAUAAUCAACAACAGUUUUCACGGAUUCGUAUUUACGCCGAUGAAUCGCGUGCUCCGAUUCAAGGACGACGGAGGUAUCAGUCAGGACCGGUAUAUUAUCCUUCAGGAAGUUAUCCGAGUCAGACUCAGGGGCAGAGGUUCAGUCAAAAUUACCAAAAUCAGAGGGAAUCGGUUUACAACAGCAAUGGGAGCCCUCAGUUUGAGAACCUGAAAGAGUCCACUCCUCAACAGUAUGAUCAGACUCGAGACAAUCAGAGACGGUAUCAACAGUAUCAGGCGCGUCAGCCAUAUCGAAGUAGCCAGCGUGUUUCGGCGGCUCAGGAAGACCAGCCUCAGAGACAGUUUGCUGAAGAAACCAGAUAUUAUCAGAGAUUUUCUGCUACUCCAGACAAUCAGAGGGAGUAUGCUGAAGCCACUCGUAAUCAGGGACAGUUUUCAAGACUCCAGACUGGUCAACAAAGAUAUGAGGAUCAGUCAUCUCGUCAACGAGCUGGGGUUACAAGUUCUAGAGUAAGUUCAUCAAGUUAUUCAGAUCGAAAUCGCCAAACUGACGAACCUGAUGGUCCAGCCUGUGCGGAAUCUCAGCUCGGUUGUGGUUAUCGGGGACCCCAGACUGCUGGAUCAGCGCAAUUUAAUUCAGAAAGAGGUGACAGCAGGUUUAAAGAAAAUGUUGGAGCUGAAUCGAUGACAUUGGAGACGAGGACAAGAUUCAGAGCUGGAGAUGAAAAUAGAGCGCGAGUCAGAUAUCCAGGUUUCAAUAAGGGUGUUUAUGCCAGAGUUCCGAGUAAUAAGGGUCAGAGCCGACCUGAAGGAGAGGGUGAGGAUGAAGAGUUUUCUGGAAGACUGGAAAAUCAACCCGGUUACAUUGACAUAAUUUAUGUGGACAAUAAUAACCGUAACGAUAAGAAUGAAAAGAAUAGGAUGAGACAUUUCGGAAAUUUGAGGAUCGAUAGCACGAAAGAUAUGACUGUCUACAGUUUCGAAGAUGCUGUCAGGGAUCUAGAAAAUCACCGAAGGUUCAUAAUCCACAACUUCACCGAAGGUGAGUCAUUAUUGAAGAAAAAUGAUCGGGUUAGACUCGCCGAGGAGACGAGGAGAAUCGAGGAUUUAAUAAGAUACGCCAAGAAUCACCAGGAGCAGGAGGGGUACUUCGAGGAGGGUCUGGAGAUUAUUUACCACUACCCAAGUGACGAUAAUAAUAAUUCCAGUGCAAUCGAAAAUAAAAGAUCGAAACGAGCGCACGAGGAAGAGGAUGAUGACGAUGACAUUAUGCACCUGGUGGUGAAGAUACGCGUGCCCUCGAUGCGUGUUAAAGCGGGAUAUGUUCUGAUGGGAAAAGUUGGAGAGCAAGUUUUACGAGGAGACGGUCGACUGGAUGGAAACUUCACUGAACUCAUUGGAGACUUUACGGUUGAACUGAAGAGAACUGGGGACGAUACGAUGAUUGUGAGAGCCGCGAGAGCGAAACUCGAAGCUGCUGAUAAGAAUAUUGAUCUUGAGGGGAUGGACGAUAAAGGAGCUGUAGAAGAAAUCCUGAAUCAAGGUUUAGUUGCUGCUGAGGCUGUUGCAGCUAUGCUUGCUGAUGACUUGGCUACGAAGGCACUCAAUGAUAAAACUACGGAUUCGAUUAUUUAUAAAUUGUAUCGGGAUUUGCCGGAGUAAUUUCACGCGUCAGUCACUCUCUUGCUUUCUUAUUUUCUUUAUUAUUUAUUUAUUUAUUUAUAUAUUUAUUCUAAACUAGGAUAUUCAACUGCAGAUUAUAAUUCUACAAUAAUUUAUAUGUUUACUAAUGAAUUUUCUUCCUCUUUUAUCCAAUGAGAAAAUUAAAAUAUAUGUUUUAUUAAUUUAUACAUUUUGUAAUACUGCGAAAAGUGACCUUUGAAAUAAAUGUUAGUUAAUGAAAGGAGAGAUUAUUAUUAAUAAUAAUUCAUGUAGAAAUAUGAAAUAUGAAGAAUGAAAGUUUUACUGCA
This is a messenger RNA of Diachasmimorpha longicaudata, 3061 nucleotides long. RefSeq lists its product as uncharacterized. Bases 588 to 2753 code for a protein of 721 amino acids. The transcript is spliced from 5 exons. The record is from RefSeq and is a predicted model, not a curated record. NCBI's taxonomy places the organism in Eukaryota, Metazoa, Arthropoda, Insecta, Hymenoptera, Braconidae.